Messenger RNA from Penaeus vannamei (Pacific white shrimp), 2093 nucleotides. NCBI's taxonomy places the organism in Eukaryota, Metazoa, Arthropoda, Malacostraca, Decapoda, Penaeidae. The record is from RefSeq and is a predicted model, not a curated record.
AUCGACUUCGGCAACGUGCGCGUCCCCGCCCGCCUCGACUACCCCCGCCCGCAGAAGAUCGACGCCCUCCCGACCUUCGAGCACGGCGUCUCCUCCGACAGGAUCGUGGUCGUCGACGCUCAGACCUUCCUCAUCCCCAACUUCAGUUAUGAUGGACAGGCCCCUGACGGCCACUUCUGGGUGGGCAAGGGCGCGACGCCGGGCCCCAGCGGCAACAUGGUCCCCGACGAGAACGGGUCCGAGGAGCCCCUGAAGCGCUACUCGGGCAAGACCAUCGUGAUCACCCUCCCCGGCGACCAGACCGUGUUCGACAUCGACCACCUGAGCGUGUGGUGCCGCGCCUUCUUCGCCGACUUCGGCCACGUGCGCGUGCCCAAGAACCUGAACGUGCCGCCCUCGCUCAAGAUGCUCGGCGUCGCCCCGCAGACGAAGCUGAACUGUGAAGUGCUGUGGGACGACUUGGCCUUCGAGGUCCGCUGGGCCGUCGCCGGGGAGUCCAUCGUCAUGCAGCUCGUCGGGAGGAUCGACAACGGGCAGUACAUGGCCUUCGGUCCCUCUGGCUCCCUCACGAGGUCCGUGAUGGUGGGCGGCGAGGUGGUGGCGUGGCUCAACCAGGGGCAGCGGCGAGGGCGUGGCGUCCGACUACUACCUCGGGCGAAGGCACAGUGCCAGGCGGGAGAGGCGCCUGCCCCCGACGACAAGAUCAGGGGCAGCAGCAACAACGUGCGCCUCCUGAACGCGGCGCUCAUCAACGACUUCACGAUGCUGACGUUCCAGCGGCCUCUGCGCGCCGUCGACACCUCCGACACGGGCAUCCUCACCAACGGGUCGCAGGCCGUCAUCUGGGCCGUCGGGCCUGUCAACUCGCGGCACACGUCCUACACUCGCUCAGCUGAGAGAGGCGACAUGUUCAUCGACUUCGGGAGGACGCCCAAGUGGAACUGCCCGCUGCCGGAGGAGCAGGGAGCCGGCGGAGGCCUCGUGUCCGGCCCCGCCACGCCCCCGCCCGCGCCGCCCACCAACAACGCCUGGUAUAUCCCGCCCGUGCCCUGCUACGAGCCCGCCGACGGAGUGUUCUACGCGCAGAUCGGCCCGUCGGGAGGACAGAGCGGCUACAACGCCAUCACCGGCCACGUGGGCUGGGGCGUGGCGUGGUACAUCAACGGCCUCCUGAUUCCCGAGAUCAACGUGGUGCGCGGCAAGACCUACACCUUCGUGGUCGAGGGCGGCUACGACCCCGAGCGACCCGCCCGCUACCACCCGUUCUACAUCACUGACGACCCCGAGGGAGGCUACGAGUUCAAGACGCCGGCUGAGCGAUCGCGCACGCGCGUGUUUGCGGGCGUGGGGCAGGACCGCGACGGCGUGCCGGUGCCCACGGCGUACGGGCGCCUGUGCGAGUGGACCGAGAACCCGAACCAGCCCGCCGACGCCUUCGAGUCCUUCGGCGCCUACCAGAGGACGCUCCAGCUGGACUGCCAGGAGGGGCAGCCCGGGAUCCUGCAGUGGACGCCCGACGCCGCCACGCCCGACACCGUCUUCUACCAGUGCUACACCCACCGCUACCUGGGCUGGAAGAUCAACGUGGUGGACGCGUGCGACUUCGAGCCCCUGCAGGCGGCGGGCACGGCGGGGCAGCCGUGGUGGUGCCAAGCCCGCUGGAAGAUGGCGAGGACAUGGUCGUGGCGGAGUCGGCUCAGGUGUUCACGUCCGACGGCACCCGACUGGCGCCCGAGUCCCUGCCGACGCCGCCCGAGCUCACCACCAGACGCCGCGUCACGGGGGCCUCCAUCACCAACCGCCCGCAGGUGGUGCCCUUCCGAGGCGAGCUUCCGCCCCCCAUCCCGGACAGAGUGCCGCACUUGCCGCAGUUCUCGCCGCAGACGCGACCGCAGAGCCGGAAGACCACGGUGCCGCCGCCGCCGCUGCCGGCCGACCUCUCGCCCGAGAUGAUCCUCCCGCAGCAGCAGGACGACCCGAGAAGGAGAGUCGCCCCCGGCCUGCUCCGCCACCAGGGGCUGUCGGCUGACAUCGGCCAGAACCGAAUCCUGGCCGUGUCCGACUUCCCGACGACUGCCGCGGCCUACGCCCCG